Molecule: messenger RNA, 183 nt
Organism: Lasiosphaeria miniovina
Lineage: Eukaryota; Fungi; Ascomycota; Sordariomycetes; Sordariales; Lasiosphaeriaceae
Exons: 3
Coding region: 1-183 (60 amino acids)
Biological process (GO): mitochondrial respiratory chain complex I assembly
Cellular component (GO): mitochondrion
Source: RefSeq, a predicted model, not a curated record
AUGCAGCCGAAAACCCGGCCCAUUCAGCGCUUCGCCGAGGCCGUCUCGAAAUGCUCUGCCGAGGCGGCCGUCUACGGGAAAUGCGUUGUUGCCGACUACAAUGCAGUGCACAAAGACAAGUGUGCCAAGGAGUUCAUGAGACUCAAGGAUUGCUACUUGGCAGCGGCAAAGGGAUCCAAAUAA